This is a messenger RNA of Pleurotus ostreatus (oyster mushroom), 912 nucleotides long. RefSeq lists its product as uncharacterized. The transcript is spliced from 2 exons. Lineage: Eukaryota; Fungi; Basidiomycota; Agaricomycetes; Agaricales; Pleurotaceae. Bases 1 to 912 code for a protein of 303 amino acids. The record is from RefSeq and is a predicted model, not a curated record.
AUGUCGUCAAUGUCGCGGCUGCAGCGCCUGCGCCUGCGCCUCGGCCGCUCACUAGACCUUCCCAAAAUCCGCCCGAUGCGCACCCCUUUGACCGCGUUCAGACGCCAAUCGUCGCUGCAGUGCCAACCGCGGCCCAUUCAUAUUCCGACGCGAUGCUACAACUCAGUCCCGCCCCCGCCGCCCCCACCACUCCCGCCACCCCCGCUAGGCCCGCGACCCACCAACAGGCUUCUCCACAGAGCAGAUGGGACGCCGCGCUCCAAGCUGGCGGGGCUCGCAAUAGCCGCCGCCGCGACGCUCGCCUUCCUCCUGUACGAAGCCCUCGCCGUGAUCGACGAGCUCGACCACGGCAUCCACCUCCUCGCGGCCCUCCUGCACGUCCAGCGCGCCGACUACCGCCUCUUCGCCGCCACCGACCUCUCCGACCCUCCCCAACUACUGCGGCUCUACCGCGCCCUCCAAGCGGCGGUCAACCCCGCGCUGGAGGACAUAUACGGCGAAGUGGAUAAACUGCUGCUGCUGCGCGAAGGCGAUGAAGAUGGAGAUGAAAAUGCGGGUAACGAUAAGGAGGUAUAUGAGGAGGUUUAUGAGGAGGUGUGUGCGGUGCUGAGGGACGCGUGCGCGGGCGUGCACGCGAUUUUGCACGAUCCGCUCGAAGAGGCGCACGAGCUUGCGGCGGCGGCGAAGAUCGUGGGCCUGCUGGACCAGUCGUGCGCGGAGCUGCUGGGGAUCCUCCGGCGGCGCGCGGAGGCAGAAGUGGCUGCACAGACGGAGGCGCAGGCGAGUGCGGGUGUGGGAGUGAGGGAUGUGGGGGAGAGGGAUGUGGGUGUGGGGCAUGCGGCCGAUUCGCGGCGGCGGACGGCGGGGGAGGAGGUAGGGGAGGCAGGGGAGGAGUACGAGGUGGUUGGGUAG